CAAAGGUAAAAUUUAAUCGCGCUCCUACCAGCAUAAACCCAGCGCAGCAGGUCGACGUGGUUUGGUUGUGUUGUUGGGUCAUUCAUUAAAUGGUCCUUCGAGCCGCGUUUUCUAUAUUAUGUUUACAGGCGUGGCUUGUUUAAUAACGAUUUUUACUCAUUUUAUACGUGUAUGGUAUAAACAAUGCACAUUCAUUAUAAUUGUCUUCCAUUUAGAUUUUUAUUAAUCACAUUAUAAACGUUGUUUGUGUAUCGAUAGUGCAAAGUACGCCGUUUAGAUUGGGGGGAAAGUCCUUUUAAAAAUGGUUGAUCGUAGAUAUCAGGCUGAAGACGAAAAGAUGAAAAAAAGAACCUUAGCCGGCAACGUCGCCAUCGGCUUCGUCGUCGUAACCUUCGUCCUCAUCUCAGUAGCCUUUGCAACACCCAGCUGGUUGGUAUCCGACUACCGAAUAACCGGAGCCCGUUUGGACAGAUUUGGUUUGUGGACCCACUGCUUCAGAUCCUUACCAGAUCCGGUAGACGUCAACCAGAGACGUUUCUUCGUCGGUUGCCGAUGGAUCUAUGACCCAUUUACAACCGGUUAUGACCAAAUACGAGGAUUUUUGGUACCAGCGUUUUUGGUUGCAACCCAAUUCUUUUUUACUUUAAGCUUCAUAGCUGCGCUAUUGAGUGCCAUUUUAACUCUGUUGUAUUUCUUGUGUUGUGGGCCAGAUAUGAAACAAUACAUUACGUUGAUAAGACUUAACGCUUGGAUUUUAUUGGUCGGUGGUAUUUCGGGGGCUAUAGCUAUUAUAGUGUUUGCUGCCAGGGCCAAUAAGAGCAACUGGAUGCCGGGACAUGAUAACAACUUUUUCGGUUGGUCGUUUGCUUUAGGGUGUAUUGGUGUAAUCACUGCCUUAAUAGCUGCGACACUGUUUUUCGUUGACGGACAUGUGCAACAGAAAAAGAAGAAACAGUUUAAGGAAUCGCAGAUGCGAUUCGAGAUGGAACACUGAAUUUUAGGUUCCAAGAUUGAAUUCAAUCCGUCCUCUAUUGUAACGAAUCUCCUGAUUUUUUUAUUUAGUUUUAAGAUAGAUGACUCAAUGAGUGAAACUUUUGACUUAACAUUUUUAAUGCACAAAAAGGCCAGCGAGUUUUUAUUAAAGCCUAAAAUAUACAAUUUAUUUUACACAGUAAAAGGUUUUUUUGCCUACAUACAGGGUAAAUUUUCCUUUUCGAUUGCGCCCUGUAAACGACCAUGGACGCGCGUUGCUUGCUUGACCGCUGCUCACUGAUAAUCCGGACGCAUGUUGGAUAUACAGGGCUCGUUCAGAAAAGGAAAUUUACUCUGUCUUCCUGUAUAAUUAAAUCAACAUAAUGAGCACGAUACAAUUUAUUAAACUCAAGGUAAGAUUUUUUCAAUGACCAAUAAUAUAUUGUUGUUCUUGAUCUCUUUACAUUAUCUAGUCACAAUCCGAUGUCCAAAGGUAAAGGUAAAAUUUAUCACCUUUCAAUGCUAUUUGAUAGGGAAAAGGGAUAAAUUUACCUUUACCUUUAGACUACGGAUUGUGAAUAAGAUACCUAUAAUAUGUCCAAUGUUCAAUUUAUUAAUUAAAUCGAAAAUCUUUUUUUUUUUUUGACAAUUGACUUUUAAUGUAUAGCCUAUCUGUCAAUUGUCAACUCGAAAUCACCUUUUCAAAAUUUGUUUCAAUAAUGAGAAGCACAAUUUUACAAAUAUUAUUACAAUUUUCUGUAUAUUUUUAAGGAUUUUUAAUAAUAAAUGCGCUUUGUUUGUAUUUUUU
Ceutorhynchus assimilis (cabbage seed weevil) is the source of this 1780-nucleotide messenger RNA. The record is from the annotation of a GenBank genome assembly. Lineage: Eukaryota; Metazoa; Arthropoda; Insecta; Coleoptera; Curculionidae.